Molecule: messenger RNA, 4113 nt
Organism: Xiphias gladius (swordfish)
Lineage: Eukaryota; Metazoa; Chordata; Actinopteri; Istiophoriformes; Xiphiidae
Gene: acsf2
Product: acyl-CoA synthetase family member 2
Exons: 11
Coding region: 151-1674 (507 amino acids)
Biological process (GO): fatty acid metabolic process
Molecular function (GO): medium-chain fatty acid-CoA ligase activity
Source: RefSeq, a predicted model, not a curated record
CCAGAUGAGAACUUGUUCCCUCCUGUCCCGCCCCAGUCCGGGUUUCUGCCCUGCCCGGCGGGGUCCGUCCGAAGACGUUCUCCGUGGACGGAGCCGGACACGAAGCCCGACUUCGGUGCGGAGGAGCGCGCUCAGCCGCAGCUGCACACGAUGCUCCCCAGGGUCGCGCCUCGCUCCCGGUGCCUUUUUCUGCAGAGACCGUGGACGCGCCGGCCGGGAUUAUCGGCAGCGAGUCGUGGCAUCCAUGUGGACUCUCCGCCCAUCAUCCCAAGUCUCACCACCAGUUACGCCCAUGGCACGUCGUCCACCCCUUUGUUCCACACUACAGUAGGAGAGUCUCUGCUGAGGACUGCGGAGCGCUGGCCUGACAGAGAGGCGCUGGCCUUUCUCCAAGACGGAGUCCGCAAGACAUUUGCACAGUUGCAGCAGGAUGUGGACCAGGCUGCGGCUGGACUGCUGGCACUAGGACUGAAGAAGGGAGACAGGCUCGGCAUGUGGGGUCCCAACACGUACGAAUGGGUCCUGUUCCAGUUUGCGACAGCCAAAGCUGGCAUUAUAUUGGUUUCUGUGAACCCGGCGUUCCAGCUGCAGGAGGUGGAGUUCGCGCUGCGGAAGGUUGGCUGUAAAGCCGUGGUGUGCCCCACGGAGUUUAAGACGCAGAAGUACUGCGACAUGCUGCGACAGAUAUGUCCAGAGAUCGAGUCGUCCAGCCCGGGCGACAUCAGGAGUGCCAGGCUCCCAGAUCUCCGCUCUGUCAUUGUCCUGGACAGUCGACAACGAGGAAUGCUUCAUUUUGAGGACGUGAUGCAGGCUGGCAGCAGCCAGUACAUGCAGCAGCUCCAGGAUCUGCAGAAGAAGAUCUUGUUUGACGAUCCCAUAAACAUCCAGUUCACUUCGGGCACAACUGGGGUUCCAAAGGGGGCCACCUUGACUCAUCACAACAUCGUCAACAACGCCUACUUUGUUGGCAGAAGGGUGGGAUACACCUGGAGGCCCAACACUCGCAUCUGUCUGCCGGUGCCUCUGUACCACUGCUUUGGCUCUGUGGGUGGCGGGAUGUGUAUGGCCGUACACGGCGUCUCCCUGGUCUUCCCCUCCACUGGGUACGAUGGAAAGGCCAACAUCGCAGCGCUGGAGAGCGAAAGGUGCACCUUCAUCUACGGCACCCCCACCAUGUAUGUCGACAUGGUUAACCAGCCGGACCUGGCUAAAUACGACUUGUCUUCAUUGGAAGCAGGCAUCAUGGCCGGUUCCCCUUGUCCCCCAGAGCUUGUGAAGAAGCUCACCACUGUGAUGGGCAUCAAGGGAAUAACCCCACUGAAGGCGGUGCUGUCUCUGACUUGCUUGCCUUUCUGCGGAGGCGGAGAAGCGCACACUGCGUCUGGACGAUUGCGGGUAGAGUCCAUCCACCUGGGGGUAGAAAACCAAAAGAUAAGGUGCAGGGUGUUUGCGAUGGCUACUCGGUCUCUCCAAGCGUCACUGUAUUUUGCGGCCACUCAGGUCAAAAAUAUUAAAGGUGCGCAGUUGAGCUUUCUUGGAAACAAACAAAAGUUAUGUUUCCAUUCAGUGUCACCCACCAAAACACACUGUGUAUCCUUGAGCGCCAAUAAACUAGUUUCAUGCAUUUCAUUCCAUAUUAAACAUCCAGAGGCCCUAAUUUUCCUAAAAGUUUAACUCCUGCCCUGUUAACAUCCAUGUGUAUUUGCGAGCAGUAUUCUUCUUCUCUUCCUUUGCUGGUGAAUUGCUGAAUUUUUGGCACAUUACCACCGCCUGUGGUUGAGUGGAGUAGUGUGAAGCCAUUGGCACCUUGUGUGCUUGCACCAGAAAAAACACAAACACUUCGUUCGUGUAGGGCUGUAGCUAAAGGUGAGUUUCAUUAUCGAUUUCCCUGCUAAGUAUUUACUUGAUUGAAUUUUUCCUACAGCCCCAAGGUGAUGUUACCUAAUGUCUUGUUUAGUCUGACCAAAGGUCUGAAUCCCAAAGUUAUUACAUUUUUCUAUAAUUUUAAAGACAAGCAUACGUAGUAAAUUCUAAGAUUUAAGAAUAUGGAAUCAUCAGAUUUUCUGUCGAUUUAUCGCUGCAGCUCUGCACUCAUGAAGCUCUGCUCCACUCUGUUACUAGUGGUCAAAGACUCCACAGGGUACCAUGAGUUUGUCCAAGACUUUUGUUCACGACCAAAUAUACCUGCGAAAAUAAAGGCAUUCCCAUCAUCCUCGUCAUCCUACUUUUUGUUUAUGGUUAAUUAGCAAUCUACUUGCAAUUGCGAGCAUGUUAGCAUGUAGCGCCUGAGUACAGCCUGUAUAGCGUUGUUUCAGUGUCUCAGGUGGGUCUCUUACCUGCGCAGCGGAACUAGCUGGCAUGUGCAACUCCAAGGGUUGUUGGAGAGGGUGAGGUUGGUGAUGGUGCCAAACUCGAGGCUUUUGGGAAGGGACUUUAGCUUGUUGUUGUCCAGGUGCAGUGAUUUGAUGGCUGUCACUCCAGCAAACGCCCCAUCGGACAACUAGAAAAAGGUAAAGAAAUGCAUAAGUUUGUUGUUUUUCACGUCAGAGCAUUGAAGGGUCCUCACUGGGAAGAAUUCAAAUGAAUCAAUCAGAGUUCUCAGCUUUUAGUGCGUACAGAGUCGUUAAAACAUGGUUCACACCCCGGCAUGCUGACCCACCACCAACAACCGUCCUUGUGUCUGUCAGAAGGCAGACAAAUGCAGAGCGAGGGGGAUCUCGCCAGCGUUUCUCUGGCAUGAAAGCCUCCUCUCAUCCUUCCCUCUGCACCAGCACUUCUGUAAACACUGACAGUCACUGCCCUCCUUUUUUUUGCCUCUUCUUCAUAUGCAUCUGCGAGGGUGCUAAAAGCUUCAGAGAGGUGCUAGAUGAACUGAUUUACGUCGUGUCAGGUUGUGCGUCGUCCAGGAGGAAGAGGAGGGCGGACGGGAGAGGAGCUGGGCUUUGAAGGGUCGUUUAUGUGAGUCUGGAGGAGAUGAGGCUGUUUGGAAAUUUCCACUGUAAAGCAACAAGCAGCUGAAGGCCUGGUAUUUUGAAGCAAUGGAAGAUGGAUCACUUCCAGCAUGGCCGAUGUGUUUUCGCUCUCUCUGUCGUCUCCCUCCUCAGGCCACUCCUCUGCCAGUAAGGCACUCGCAAAGGGCCCAAUUGUCCAUUCAACUAGGGUAAUGGCAAGCUAAAAAUACUCCUCUUCAUGCACCGUGGAACACCCUGCCUCUAUUUACCUGUCUCCUAACCCCUCCUGACCUGUUUACAAGAACCUCCCAGCCAAAGUAGAAAACACACCUCACUGAAAAUAACACUUAUGUAAUAAUUAGACAUGCUUGGCUGAGGCCCAGCAAACAAAAACACUCUAAAAAUACCUGCAUAUGGCUGGAAAACGGCUUAAUCUCGCCGGCCACGUGUGCUGAACUCGCCGUCCCCCGCUGCUUCCACCUGGCUCUCACACAGCCCCAGCAUGAGUGGGGCUGUUAUUUUAAAGAUUUCCCCUUCGGGAUGCCUCCAUGCUGGUGCACGAGUACACUCAAAUAUUGGAAUAACCUCAAGUAUGAAGCAAAAGUGCACUCAGGAAUGCCUGAAAAGUCGCGCGGUGUAACAUAGUGCUUAUACUGUAUACAUUCACACUGAAGCUGUGUGAGAUCCGGAGGAUCUGGGCGUUUCACAGUCAAUAGAGCGACAACAUCUGUCUCAUGUCUGAUAUCUGAACGUCACUGUCUCAGUUUCCACUGAUGAAGAUUUAAAUUCCUGAUCCAGGGUCGAGUUACCACGUAGCAGCCAGACUCUAUAUUUGUCGCGUAAAAACCGUUUAAAAUAAAACUUGGCGAGCUAAAAAAAAAAAAGGAUCAGCAUUCAGUGUCUGGUAGAAGUUUAAUGCUUACGACCAUUUCCAGACACGACCAAAUAUUCUCCAGCUGCCUCACUUGCCGAUAGUUAGAGGGCUGGUAUAAAGUCACAACCAGGAUUCAACAAGUCUGAAAACGUUUUUUACCGGACGACCCUGCAUUGUCCUGCCGGUACCCUCUGCGUCGGCCUCCUUUGCCGUGCCGCCGGACCGGCUCCAUUCAAGUGGAUUUUCCGUGCAGGGCUACUGCGGGUGUGAGCGUGGCCCCAGUGUUGA